AUGAAACACAUCUUAAAGAAUCAAAUUAAGUCCAGCUUGACUUAGAUAAAUCAUUAUGAUAUACCAUCAUUUGAAAAUAUUCAGAAGAAUAGAUAUGCAAACAAAAUUUUAUCCAAUAGCGAAAAUAAGAUUUCAUUUUUAAGUAAAUUGAAAAAAAUGAAUGUGAAAAUCAUUAAAAAAUGAGUUAAGUCACUUAAUAAGAGAAAGAAAAUAAUAAAGAAUUUAUCAAAUCCAAAAUUACAAUUUAAUUCUUAAAAAUUGGUGUAAAAACCAUUCUGUAAAACUGAAAACAUUUUAGCAAUUUAUACAAAAAAAAAUAAGAAUAAUAAUCAAAAGAAAUAACCGAAAAUAAUGUAGAUUUGAAUUAAUUAUGUAAUUAAGAAAUUUAGAUUGGAAAUUUUAAAUUAGCAUCAAUAUUGGGAUAAUGUUCUUAUGCAAUAGUAAGGUUAUAUAUUGAAAAAAAUAGUUUCGUUAAAUAUGCUAUAAAAAUAUAUGAUACAAAUAAAAUAAAUGACAGUCAAAAAAUGAAUAAUAAAAAAAGAAAAAUUUCAAUAUUAAAAAGAAUCAAUCAUAGUAAUGUCAUUAAAUUAAUUUAUACUAUUGAGAAUAGAAAAUCAGUAUGA
This is a messenger RNA of Paramecium sonneborni, 623 nucleotides long. The record is from the annotation of a GenBank genome assembly. Lineage: Eukaryota; Ciliophora; Oligohymenophorea; Peniculida; Parameciidae.